Molecule: messenger RNA, 1698 nt
Organism: Andrographis paniculata
Lineage: Eukaryota; Viridiplantae; Streptophyta; Magnoliopsida; Lamiales; Acanthaceae
Product: premnaspirodiene oxygenase-like
Exons: 2
Coding region: 25-1557 (510 amino acids)
Molecular function (GO): oxidoreductase activity, acting on paired donors, with incorporation or reduction of molecular oxygen; monooxygenase activity; heme binding
Source: RefSeq, a predicted model, not a curated record
CUUGAAAUCGAAUUCGAAAUCAAAAUGGAUUAUCUCCCAAACUUCAUUCUCCUCAUCCUCUUCAUCUUCUUGGCUACAAAGGAAUGGAACAGGAAAUCAAACCCAAAAUCCAAAUCCCAAACAGUGGGGCCGCCGAAAAUAUUGCCGCCGGAGCCAUGGAGGCUGCCGGUGGUCGGCCAUUUGCACCACAUUAUCAGUUCUCUUCCACACCACGCUUUCCGGGACUUGGCCAAGAAGUACGGCCCAUUGAUGCACCUGAAACUCGGCCAGGUCUCCACCAUCGUUGUUUCCUCGCCGGAGAUGGCGAAAGAGGUGCUGAAAACCGUGUGUCCGGCCUGCGCCGGCAGGCCUCAAAGCCUGGCAAGCAAGAUCAUGUGGUACGACUACGUCGACAUUGCCUUUAGCCCUUACGGAGAAUACUGGAGACAGAUGCGGAAAAUUUGCAUUCUUGAAUUACUGAGUGUCAAAAACGUUCGAUCAUUCGAGAACAUUAGGAAGGACGAGGCUUCCCGGCUAAUCGGAUGGGUUCGAUCGAAUUCAGGCAAGACAAUCAACCUGACAGAGAAGACUUUCAUGUUUACCAGUGCUGUAACAUGCCGGGCUGCGUUCGGGAAGAUGUUGAAGGACAGGGAGACAUUGAUCGGAUAUAUUAAGGAAGCUGUGGUAAUGGCAGGAGGGUUUGACAUGGCUGACCUGUUUCCAUCAGUUAAGAUGCUCGCAAUCCUUAACUGGAACAGAUUUAAGCUUUUGAAGAUGCGUAGGAAAAUGGAUUCCAUUCUGGACAGCCUGAUCGAUGAGCAUAAACAGAAUCAGGAUCAGGCCAUGGGAAAUGGAGAAUUCAGCAAUGAAGAUCUCGUUGAUGUCUUGCUGAGAUUGCAGAGAAGUGGAGAUUUUAAGUUCCCAAUUACCCAAGACAACAUCAAAGCUGUCAUCUUUGACAUGUUCUCUGCGGGAACAGAAACUUCCUCCACGACGCUGGAUUGGGCUAUGGCGGAAUUGAUGAAGAACCCCAGGGUUCUAGCAAAGCUGCAAGCUGAGGUGAGGAAAGCUUUCAAGGGGAAGGAGACGAUCGAUGAGGCUGAAAUUAGGGAUUUGAAAUACCUAAAAUUGGUGAUCAAAGAAACCCUAAGGAUGCACCCUGCAGUCCCUAUGGUCCCACGGGCGUGCAGAGAAGAAUGUGAGGUCAAUGGCUACACCAUUCCGGUGAAUGCCAAAGUUUUGAUCAACAGUUGGGGGUUGGGGAGGGACCCUAACUACUGGGUGGCUCCUGAGACCUUUAUGCCUGAGAGGUUUGAGGAUAGCUCCAUUGAUUUCUUCGGAGGUCAUUUUGAGUAUCUGCCGUUUGGGUCGGGCAGGAGGAUCUGCCCCGGGAUGAACUUCGGGUUGGCUGCCGUCGAGCUGCCUUUGGCUCAGCUUCUGUAUCACUUCGACUGGGAACUUCCCGAUGGAGUGAAGCCUUGUGAUCUGGACAUGACUGAGGCUGAAGGGAUUGCUGUCGGAAGAAAACAGAACCUCGUUGUGGUCGCCACUCCCCAUGAAGAUGAUCCUUCAACUUAGUUUUUACUGAUUAUAUAUACAUACAAUAUAUAAGUGUUCUUGAAUUGUCGUUUUGUUUGGUUCAGCUGCUUGUAAGCUGCCAUGUAUGUAGUUCGAAUAUAACAGAGUAUGGUUGAUAGAGUUUGAUUGUGUGAUCUUGAU